CACUGGCAGAGUUGUCAUGGCGUCUUCGGGACUGAAGCUAGAGCUGCAAUUUAGCUAAAAUCUGUCGACACUUUGUAAAGCGAAAUGGAGAAAAAUGCAAACCUGCAUCGAGACAUUGAGGGGAGUCCUUUGUGUGCCAAGAUCGCAGGAGAGAUGGACGAUGUUACAGCUGUUGGUGCAGUGAAAGGAACAAGCGAUAAAUGCAAGAAUAGUGAGCCCUCUCUCAGUACUUUGGUUAACGCUAGUUGUAAUAACAGCACCACUGGUGUUCCCAGCGCCGUUAAUGUCAUCUCCUCUGAUGAGAAACCCGACAUGCCAGAAAUGAUCGAAAUCCUCCCGCUGCCAGAAAAGGACGCCGAGGCGGGUGGAUCGUGGUCGGAGUCGGGGGAUCAGAUCAGUAACGGGAUGGGACAUGACUCGGUGCUGGCUACAGGAAAUACCGAGGGUGGUACCUCAAAGUUAGUAAACAACAAAAACGAUGGCCUGUCUUCAUCUCCUACUGGGGCAUCGGGUGCGAGGAACACAGAUGCGAACGCUGAGAUUUCGGGUUGUACAGAAAUUGAACCCACGAAACUUGCCAAGCCGACACAUCUAUGUCCGGACAAUACAACAACGGGAAACGUCAAAUCGGUGCUAUCCAGUGAUCACACCGUAUCCGAGGGAUUGCCAAGUGGGAGUGACCCUGAUCCGAGCCUUGCUGGAGAAUCUCGAAGCAUAGAUUCACUCGAGUCCUUCUCAAACCUCAAUUCUUGCCCCAGCUCCGACCUCAACAGUGAAGGUCUGGAGGACAGAGGACUGGCCUUGGCUCUACAGAGCGAGUACGGGGCUGACGGGACCAAGAGCUCGUGCACGAAGGACCGGGCCGCCGGCCAGUCCAUAUACCACAUCAAGUGGAUCAAGUGGAAGGAUGAGAAUACACCGAUUAUCACCCAGAACGAGAACGGCCCGUGUCCAUUGCUGGCAAUUAUGAAUGUCCUCCUGCUUGCGUGGAAGGUUAAGAUGCCACCCAUGAUGGAAAUUAUAACUGCUGAACAACUAAUGGAGUAUCUUGGCGACUACAUCCUUGACACCAAGCCAAAAGAGAUUUCUGAAGCCCAGCGGCUGAACUAUGAGCAGAACAUGAGUGAUGCCAUGGCCGUGCUGCACAAGCUGCAGACAGGUCUGGAUGUGAAUGUGAAGUUCACAGGCGUUCGAGUCUUUGAGUACACCCCAGAAUGCAUUGUGUUUGAUCUGCUAGACAUCCCGCUCUACCACGGCUGGCUGGUUGACCCCCAGAUGCAUGACAUUGUCAAGGCAGUGGGCAACUGCAGCUACAACCAGCUGGUAGAGAAGAUAAUAUCCUGCAAACAGUCAGACAACAGUGAGCUGGCAGGGGAAGGCAUUGUGGCGGAGCAGUUUCUGAGCAGCACAGCCACUCAGCUGACAUACCAUGGCUUAUGUGAGCUCACAUCCACUGUACAGGAGGGAGAGCUCUGUGUCUUCUUCAGGAAUAACCACUUCAGCACCAUGAUCAAGUACAAGGGCCAGCUGUAUCUCUUGGUUACAGACCAAGGCUUCCUGACGGAGGAGAAGGUGGUGUGGGAGAGCCUCCACAACGUAGAUGGAGACGGCAAUUUCUGUGAUUCGGAGUUCAGGUUGCGGCCUCCGUCUGAUCCAGAGACCGUGUACCGUGGACAGCAGGACCAGAUCGACCAGGAUUAUCUGAUGGCGCUGUCGCUGCAGCAGGAGCAGCAGAGCCAGGACCUGCAGUGGGAGCAACUCCCCGAGGGCAUCAGUGACCUAGAGCUGGCUAAAAAGCUUCAGGAGGAGGAGGAUCGGCGUGCCUCUCAGUACUACCAGGAGCAGGAGCAAGAGCAGGCUGCCGCCGCCGCAGCAGCAGCAGCAGCACAGGCGCAGCAGGGUCAGCAGGAGCCUGCAGGGGGGGAGGAGGCAGACAGAGGAGGGAUGGGAGCAGCUGGAGCAGCAGCCGGGCCCGGGACAGGAGCAGCAGCCGGAGCCACACCCAGCCCAGGGAAACAGUCCUCGUCUGGGGAACGCAAACCCAAGAAAGAAUCGAAGGAUAAAGACAAAUGUGUGAUUUUGUAACAUAUAGCGCGAGUGUGAGCGUGUGUGUGAGUGUGUGUGUGUGUGUGUGUGUGUGUGUGUGUGUGAGAGAGAGAGAGAGAGAGUGAGCAUGUGUUUUGUGCAUUUGCUUAUCUGUGAGAAAGGGGACAGCAUUUGUUUCUCCAUGGAUUUGACACACAACGCACAGCCCCCACUUGACGACAAAGACAGGGAAAAGUAAAGAAAGGGAAGGAGAUAGCGAGAAGAGACGCGACAAGACUGACAGAGGAUUUGCCGUUCCCAAACCACUGGUGCCUGCUAUCCUCUAUCCUCAGCGGAACCUGGACAUCAGAGGAAGGGACUCUAUGACAACCACCCCUUAUCUUUCGUAGAGCUGGCCAAACUUUGUUACAAGUCGCACAGUGCACUAUAUUUGUGAUGUGGGGUCAAGUUUAUUCGGGGUGGUAUAUUUUAUAGCAAAAAGACAAAAUCUAAACGAAACAAAAUGUCACCCUCUCGCCGUAUUUUUUCCAAGAAAACCAUUGUCAUUCAUUUUUCAUCAUUGCAGUUUAUAAGCUAUUUUUUGUAUCAAUAUUUACAAAACAUAUAUGGAUGAAUCCCCCCUUUUUUUUGGUUUAUUUUAGUUUAUGAAGAUGUUUGAAAGACGGAGAUGCAUAGCUCAUCUUCAAAUUUGUGAAAUUAGUGCUUAGUUGGUGGGGCUUGUUCAGGCCUUUUUGAUUUGAGUUUUGGCCAUACUGUUUUAUAGAGAAGAGGUAACAAGAACAUCAUCGUGUGAAAUAUUUACACCUCUCGAAAUGAUGCCAAGAUACUCAUUUUAUUUAUGUGUCUGUGUGGACGACAGCUUUUGGGAAAGGUUUUAUUUUUGUGUAAAUUGAAAGGGAUUUUUCUCAUAAAAUUGCUUGUUAGAAAUUAAUGUAACAAUAUUUGUGUCCCCUUCCAAACACUAUGUACCCAAAUCAUGUGUAUUUCAAAAGGGUUACCAAUGCCAGAUAGCUGCCAGUUACUGUAGCUACAUACUAAUCCUCAUUGCCCUUUUCAGAUUUGCCUUACCGGAGUAUGGCAGUGUUGUAUUCUGCUCUGUUUGAAUGUGAAUGUAUGUUUGUUUUCAUGUGUAUGUAUAUACACAUAUGCUAUGUAUAUGGUAUAAUCGUGUAUGUCCCAUGGCUGAGCACCACUGAUUUAAGAAGUUAAAUUUGGAAGUAGCCAAAUAUUUUAAAUUAUAUUUGUUAUGCUACACACAUGGGGCAUUUAAUGUUACACGCCACAAUCUUAAUGCCAUUGAUAUUGUUCACAUGAACUACUUUCUGCACAGUCACACUGACAGUCUUAACAGGACUACGUGGCUGAUCUUAAAGGAAUACUCCAAUGUUUGGGGCAAAAUCCCCCUUUUCCAACUUACUCAGACCAAGACGAGUUGUUCAGUUCAAUUUUCACCUCUGUACAUCCAGUGGUUCGGUUCCUGUGGGUAGCAUUUCAUGUUAGCUUAGCAUAAAAACUUGAAGUCUAUGGGAGUCAUUAGCCUAGCUCAGUGAGCUGAGACUCCUUUUAGGAGAAGUCAGUUUGUGGUGGAUCUACCUAUACCUUCAGCAGUAUGAGGGCCACUGUGAUAGACGGAAGGAUAAAUGUGUUCAGCAGUUACAGUUCCACCAUCUAACUUCUCCUAAAACUACUUUUUUUUUUUUUAAUUCCAUGUAUUUUAAACGCACGAUACAUUGUGUAAAUUAGACAGCUUCAGAGUUUCUGUAAGGUUUAUUUUUUCACUUUAAGAGAGCCACGCUAAUGACUCAUACAGACUUUAAGUCUUUAUGCUAAGCUGUCACAAAAUGCUAUCCAUAGGAACUGAACCAGUGGACGUACAGAUGUAAAAAUGGUAGCGAAUAUCUUGUCUCAGUCUGGGUAAGUCGGAAAAUGGCCAAAAUGUUCGAGCAUUCAUUUAACUGACUGACUUCGGGUCUGAGUGAGAAAGAACUGGCUUCUGGUGCCUGGGUUCAGUUUUCCAGAAGCAUCUUAGUUUUUACAGGUACAGUGAAAGUAAGAUGAUCAUAGCACUAAGACGCUUAUGGGAAACAGUUUUGAUUGUUCCCAGUUUAAAGGCUAUGGCAGUAUCCCAAACAAACAGUCUGAGAGGCCGACCGCCUCUUCAGUCUCUGAAGAGGUGGAGAAACGCUAGUGUGGCCUUCUCCAUUGGAUCCUGGGUCAUUGGACUUCCUACUGUGACUAGGUUUUUAUGAGGGAUGCCACGCAAGUCAAGAAUUCACAUACAUUAUUCCUCUGGUCUAGGAAAGUUGAAUUUAUAUCUGUGGAUUUGUACAAGUCUCUUCCAAGGCCUAAAUCCUAGCCUUUAAUCUGGGACAGUAUGACUUGAAUCCGUUCCAAUUACAACAAUGGAAAACUGACUUGCUUGAGCUGGAGACACAAAUGUGCUUCAACAUCUUCUCAUCAGUGAUGAGAAGAUGUUCCCUUCAUGCCCGCAAAUUUUCAUCUGCUAAACCUCAGUCACCUUUUCUAACCGGAUCACUGAGCUGCACAUCAGUGUAACAUCUCAAAUUCAGGGAGGGACAAAAACUCAUCAGCCAUUUAUGGAAAACGGGGUAUCAUAUUCAAAGGACAUCGUUAAAUUGACCUGUCCUUGGGCAUAGGAAUGACAUUGUGAAUACUGAAAUUCUGUAGAACGACCCACCGAACAUGCAGACAGAUUCAUCACGUGCACAUUUACCUAAUGCACACUUCCAAUGGAGUUAGUCAGUAGUUUGUGCCAUUGUCUUAUCAUGGGACUGCCUCCUGAGAAACUUUUCUAUCUAUACAUUCCAGUCGGAUGCCUUGACUCAAGCCUUUUGUUACUUGUCAGAUCAAGCAAGACAGUUGGACUAGGAUUUCCUCGCAGCACUUGUUGUUAAGCCGUGUCCGUUUUUGUCUGGUAAUUUUUUUUUUUCCUGUUCAGCAAGAACAAGCCUGACGUUGCGAGAACUGUUUCCUACCUAGCGGGAAGGUAAUCUCAUGGGGGGGCAGCGGGCUACCUUGGCGAAGCCUUUUUUGAAGACCGGAGUUCAAUCUCCCCGUUUAUGGCCAUUGCAAAGGCUGUACUUUGUAUAUAAAACGCCUUACAACAUUUCAACAUAUUUUAUAGGACAAAAAGGAAACAGGCGUAUUACAGAAUGAGACAAUCCAUGCAUUUUAACACACAUCAGAAAUAGUCUCAGGCCUUUUCUGAAGGGACAUAUCCUCGCGUAUCUUUUUCAAAUGGUGUGCUUUGUAUUGGCAGUACGUUGGCCUGUGGUCUCUCGGGUCAAACACAGCCACACGUAUGUAUGUGUGUGUAUGUAUGCACACUAGUAUACAUGCGCAACAGAUUAUAGGCCAACUUUAUAGUUUGAUGAAAUCGGUGCAUAGUUUUGGAAGUCAAAGAAAUAUUUUGACCCUUUAAAGGACUCGACACUAUAAUAUUUAAGAUCUUCAUUGAUUUCCACACUAAAGGACAAUGAAUUAAGCUGCUUGUGUUCACUUGGACUACCUGAAAAACAAAGUAACUUGGACAGGGUUAACGAACACUAUGUUAAGUAUGUACAAUUUAUGUGGUAUGCUUUGUCCUUUACACUAAUGAUGACUACCACAGUAGUUAGGUCAAAGAGGGGAAAUGGUCUACAAUACAUGGUUUUAGUCGCUGGUCUUUCUUAGACUUUUUACCAAUUCUCUUCAUGCAGCUUCCUUUUAAAAAAAAAAAUAAUAAAAAAAUACACAUUUAGACAAA
Myripristis murdjan (pinecone soldierfish) is the source of this 5812-nucleotide messenger RNA. It is a transcript of the gene mindy2, whose product is annotated as MINDY lysine 48 deubiquitinase 2. Lineage: Eukaryota; Metazoa; Chordata; Actinopteri; Holocentriformes; Holocentridae. Bases 85 to 2085 code for a protein of 666 amino acids. Gene Ontology annotation, cellular component: cell periphery; cytosol. The record is from RefSeq and is a predicted model, not a curated record. Gene Ontology annotation, molecular function: cysteine-type carboxypeptidase activity; cysteine-type deubiquitinase activity; K48-linked deubiquitinase activity. Gene Ontology annotation, biological process: protein K48-linked deubiquitination. The transcript has 9 exons.